Molecule: messenger RNA, 1165 nt
Organism: Penicilliopsis zonata CBS 506.65
Lineage: Eukaryota; Fungi; Ascomycota; Eurotiomycetes; Eurotiales; Aspergillaceae
Exons: 1
Coding region: 367-1029 (220 amino acids)
Source: RefSeq, a predicted model, not a curated record
CCUGUACCCAUGACUCCAUCACAAGCCCUUGCCCUUGACACUUGAUCUGAUCCAGAAGACCUAUCUAUCUUUUCACUUGAACCAGUCGAUUAUUCAAUUAUAAAUGACUAGUAUAUCUCUAUUCCAUCUUACCUCUUUCUCUUAAUAGACCAUCUACCAUGUAUCCGAUCCUACAGAACCGAUACCUCGAUCCAGAGGCCCUUCCCACUCAACCAGAAGGCAUAUCAUGGCUAGAGACGCGAGAGGACGAAAUGGUCUGCAAAACAUAUUUAUUUGUAUUCAUAUCUAGAACUACGUGUGGUGUGUGUGUUACUGACUCAUUAGAAUGCCUGCCUCUCAGAAGCCCUCUCAUGCACGACAUGCUCCAUGCCCUCUCCCAGGAAGAUGAUCCACGAUAUCGAAACAAACACGUACCGGUUCUGGAGCGACCCGCCCUUUGCGCAUACACGCGACGAAGACGUUUCUCCGCUCGACGAGGCCGUCGCACUGCGUGAACCGCAAUACGGUCGUCUUGCGACGCCUGCCCAGCGCGGUCGAUAUCUGGCCCUCGUGGAGGAGAGUGUGGAUUUCGUCCGGGCUGAGCUCAACGUGAAUAUAAACACGACUGUGGAUGUGAAUGUGGAUGACAAUAUGGAAAUUCACCUGCUGUUCGCCUGUUAUCGGGUAGACCAUCAUAUCCAUCAGCAUUAUCUGGCCCGGUCUUCGGUCUUGACCCUCGUGCGGGACACGGACGAGCUGCACGAAUUAAGAAGGUGGAUGUGGACGGUUUCCAGUCCGAGAUAUAACUGGAAUAGUACCUCCUCCCACGAGAUCGGCUCGAUGCAAAAACCAGGUGACAAGGUACGCAGAUGGCGCUGGCCCCGUGACCACCUGGCGAUGAUGCAUCAAGUGGCCCAGUGGAGGCGCCAAUGGAGGCUGCGCCAGCUGCGUGUGCUGGAAUCAAGGGUCAAGUGGGCAAGGAUCAUGGAGGAGAGGCGCUGGCAGAGAUUUGUUCUGAUGCUGUGGAUUUCUCACACUUCUGUCAACUAGCCUAAAGGAAGUGACUGAAAAAGUAUCCAUAUGCUGGAUAUGCAUUUGACCAAAAUGUACAUAUAUAAACUUUCAGUAGUUAUCGCUGAGAACAAGUGUAUACCAGUUGCAAAACUCAUGUCUAAAUAAAACCCAA